Molecule: messenger RNA, 1811 nt
Organism: Drosophila hydei
Lineage: Eukaryota; Metazoa; Arthropoda; Insecta; Diptera; Drosophilidae
Product: elongation of very long chain fatty acids protein 7
Exons: 6
Coding region: 349-1380 (343 amino acids)
Biological process (GO): fatty acid elongation, saturated fatty acid; fatty acid elongation, monounsaturated fatty acid; sphingolipid biosynthetic process
Cellular component (GO): endoplasmic reticulum membrane
Molecular function (GO): fatty acid elongase activity
Source: RefSeq, a predicted model, not a curated record
CAUUUCUACGGUGCGGUUCAAAUUUGGUGGCUAAGAGCAUCAAAUGCGUUGCAGUGCGUGCUAAAAAGAUCAAAACGAGAACACUUCAAUCAAAACAAUAUAUAUAUAACUAUCGAUAUCUAUAUAUAUAUAUAUACAUACAAAAAGUGUUGUGCAUUUGAGCCCAGUUGGCCAAAAGUUGAGCGCAAAUCGAGCUAAGUGACAGCAUGACGUUAGCUGCUAACAGCUAACAGUAACUAAGAGCCUGUUAAACUAGCUACAUCUAUAUAGAAUAAAGAUAUCUGUACACAAAUAUAUAUAUAUAAAUAAGUAUAACUGAUCUUAGCUGAUAAUAUACACUGCUACAAAAUGGCUAUGCAAUAUCACAACUACAACAGCAGCACGCGCUACGAGAUGGUCGUCGAGAUAGCCAAUAUUGCACUGGAUGAGUUCAAGACCCAUCAUCUCAGUCGCAACUACACGGGCUUAGUGCAGCGCUAUUACCAGCUCGUCGAGGAGGAUUACGGCGAUCCGCGCGCGGAACGCUUUCCGCUUAUGGAGCAUCCGCUGUUCACAUUCGGUCUGGUUGCCAUUUAUCUGUCCUGGGUGCUGGUGCUGGGUCCGCUGUUCAUGCGCGAUCGCAAACCCUUCCAGCUGCGCCGCACACUCGUCAUAUACAAUGCCUUCCAGGUGCUGCUCAGCGGCUACAUGUUCUACGAGCAUCUAAUGGCUGGCUGGCUGAACAAUUAUAAUUUGAAGUGCCAACCGGUUGACUAUUCAGAUGGACCCAUGUCCAAGCGGAUGCUCAAUCUAUGCUACAUUUACUAUCUGUCCAAGUUAACCGAGUUCGCCGACACCGUGUUCUUUGUGCUGCGCAAGAAAUCUUCCCAAAUUACCUGGCUGCAUGUCUAUCAUCAUUCAGUAACCCCACUGGAAACCUGGGUGCUGGUCAAAUUCCUGGCAGGCGGCAAUGCGACAUUCCCCAAUCUGCUGAACAACUUUGUGCAUGUGUGCAUGUACUUCUACUACAUGAUGUCCGCCAUGGGACCGGAGUACGCCAAGUUUCUGUGGUGGAAGAAAUACAUGACCGAGCUGCAAAUCGCACAGUUUGUGCUUUGCAUUGUGCACACCACGCGCGCGCUCUUCAGCAAUCAGUGCCAGUUCUCGAAGUUUAUAUCGGCGCUGUUGCUGCUCAAUGCCUCCAUAUUCUUCUGCCUCUUCAUGAACUUCUACAUGCAGAGCUACAGGAAGACCAAAGCGCAACAGCUGCAGCAGCAGCAGCAACUGGCGGCAGCAACAGCGUUAGCUGAUGGCGACAACAACAACAACGCACUUUCGAAGGAUAAGCAGCAGCUGCAGCAGGAGGAGCAAAUGUUGGCGCACAAAUUGAAGGCGCUUUAAGAUGCCGCUCGAGAUGCUGCACGAAUCUGUGCAAUACAAAAGAAAUUGGUGUUGGUUCAACAAGCAGGCAGCUAAAGAAACAAAAAAAUUUAGAUUUGGAAUUAGUUUUCGGUACAAAGGUUUAAUUUUAAUUCGAGGGGGGAGCCAUAAAAAUGUUUAGCUAGAACAGCACACAAAUGCCUAAAGAACACAAAUAGAAGCCUUAGCCCGCAUAGAUUUAACAAAUUCUGCCAGAACUUAAGCCAGGGCCUAUGCAAUAUAUAUAUGUCUAGCAAUAAAGAUAUGUCUGGUAAUUUUGUUCUUUUUGACCAUAUAGAAACUUUGCUUGAUUGCUUGUCAUUGUUUAGCUUAGAGAACCAUUCGAGAACUGGGUCAACUUAAACGAUCUUAAGCCUAAGUGUAAGUCAUCUAAUUAAGAAUCUAAAAUAUAU